AAUUGGUCAUCCUCCAAGCUGGAAAGGACCUAAAGGGUUGAGAACAGCUCCUGGUUUCAAACUACCCUCCACUGUUCAGAGUAAACAUGCUCAUCUGGCCAAUACCUUUACUGAUUCUCCUACUAAUGACAUGGAACUAUGUGAUCCUACUCUCGACAAUAAAUUUUUGGAGUUUAUGAAAUCUCAAAGUGAUAAUGUUGUUACUGCUCAUGUUGUUAUGACUUUUCCACAACAUGAUCAAUCUUCUAAUGAUUCUUCUUUCCUAGGAUCUGCUCACCAACCAAAUGAUUGGCUAUGCUAAUCUUCAAAACGGACUCUAUCUUUACA
Cuscuta europaea is the source of this 327-nucleotide messenger RNA. Lineage: Eukaryota; Viridiplantae; Streptophyta; Magnoliopsida; Solanales; Convolvulaceae. The record is from the annotation of a GenBank genome assembly.